AUGGCACCCAAAAUUUUGCUUACUGGGGUCACUGGCUUCGUUGGAGGUACUGCCUUUUCAAAGAUACACGAUGCCCAUCCGGAUUAUGACUAUACCCUGUAUAUACGUAGCGAAGAUCGUGCAAAGAUCAUCUCGAAGGAGUACCCCCAGGUCAAAUUCGUGUAUGGGGACCUUGCGAGCACCGAUGUGAUCGAGAAGGCGGCAUCUGAAGCUGACGUGGUUAUUCAUACGGCAGAAUCUGCAGACUCACUCCCAGCGGCAAAGGCAAUCGCAAAAGGUCUUGCCUCUGGCCAUACAAAGGAAAACCCGGGAUACUACAUCCGCCUUUCGGGAGCAGGCAUCCUGACCUGGUAUGAUCUCAGGAACCAGCGCUAUGGUGAACCACCUCUACCAGAGCAGAGUUACCACGAUAUCAACGACAUUGAUCGCAUUCUAAACCUUCCUGUUGAAGCGAUCCACAAGGAUGUUGACAAUGCUGUCCAGAGUAUCGACUCAGAUAUCGUCAAGUUCCUCAUUGUAUCACCUGGUGUUAUCCACGGAACUGGUCUCGGGUUGUUCAACAAGACUAGCAUGACAGUUCCCGGUUUGGCUCGAGCAACAUUUGAACUUGGCUACACCCCUUUCGUUGGAGCUGGAGAGGCAAAAUGGGACUACGUUCAUGUGGAGGAUCUCGCAGACUUUUUUAACAAAGCUAUCGAAGCGGCCCAGGAUCCCUCCAAGAAAGAAGACACUGAGAUAUGGGGCAAGAAAGGUUACUACUUUGUCAGUGGUGGUGAACACCAAUGGAAAGACCUCUCAACCUGGGUUGCCACUGAGGUUCACCGUCAAGGGUAUAUACCCGAGUCUAGGACUCAGUCUGUUACAUUUGAAGAUGCAAUGAAAAAUGGCUAUAAGGCUGGAAUUGCGUGGGCCAUCAACUCUAGGGGAGAAUCAGAGAGAGCGAGGAAGUUUCUGGGAUGGGAGCCCAAGGCCCCGUCUCUCAAAGACACAGUUCCUGAGUCUGUGGCUUUGGAGGCUGAGAUUCUCGAUCUGAAGCCCAAGUACAAAUGA
Molecule: messenger RNA, 1050 nt
Organism: Fusarium subglutinans
Lineage: Eukaryota; Fungi; Ascomycota; Sordariomycetes; Hypocreales; Nectriaceae
Product: nucleoside-diphosphate-sugar epimerase
Exons: 4
Coding region: 1-1050 (349 amino acids)
Source: RefSeq, a predicted model, not a curated record